GCCCGUGUACCCCUCUCCCUCUCCGUUUACACUCUCAAAACACAGCAACCCGAAAACUUAAAUUCCUCCACACCACCUGUGGAGAAACACACAACAGCUCCACCUCCACCGAGCGUCGACACUGUUCGUUCUUCUCCACUUUGAGGUGCUUCUCAAACCUCGGAGGGAAGCUCUCUGUCUUGGAGCGCUGCUGCAGGAUCUCCAAGGGUACGUGACCGCUCCCCUGUGACCUCUGACCCCAGCCGACCUUCUACUCCUCCCCAGCAGGCCCGACUGUCAUCCAUGGCGCUGGAGAAGCUCCUGCGUUUCGGGAAGCGGUUGCUGCGGGUGAAGGUGGUGAACUGUAACUCAGAUGACUCCCGCCUGUCGCGAUGCCUUAACACUUUUGACCUGGUGGCCCUGGGCGUGGGCAGCACACUGGGCGCCGGCGUCUACGUGCUAGCCGGGGCUGUUGCACGAGAGAAUUCGGGUCCUGCUAUCGUGCUGUCUUUCCUGAUAGCAGCCAUGGCCUCAGUGUUGGCCGGUCUAUGCUAUGCUGAGUUUGGAGCCCGUGUUCCCAAGACAGGUUCAGCUUAUCUGUACUCCUAUGUGACAGUAGGGGAGCUCUGGGCGUUCAUCACUGGAUGGAACCUCAUCCUCUCCUAUAUCAUCGGUACCUCCAGUGUGGCCCGUGCAUGGAGCGCCACCUUCGACGAGUUGGUAGGGAAGCGCAUAGAGCAGUUCUGUAGAGAGCACAUGUCUAUGAAUGCUCCGGGUAUAUUGGCAGAAUACCCCGACAUGUUUGCUGUUGUCAUCAUAUUCACCCUCACAGGUCUUCUGGCAUUCGGGGUGAAAGAGUCAGCCAUAGUGAACAAAGUUUUUACGUGUAUCAACGUCCUCGUCCUGUUGUUCAUGGUGGUCUCUGGGCUGGUCAAGGGUACCAUGAAGAAUUGGCAGAUCGACCCUGACGAGAUCCUUAAUGCCAAUUACACCAGUAACUCCAGUCUCAAUGUGACAGUUGUCCUGCCAACCAAAGAGAGAUUAGGAGCGGGCGGCUUCAUGCCAUUUGGGAUCACAGGCGUCCUCUCAGGAGCUGCCACCUGCUUCUACGCCUUUGUCGGGUUCGACUGCAUCGCCACCACAGGUGAGGAGGUGAAGAACCCCCAGAGAGCCAUCCCUAUCGGCAUCGUGUCCUCGCUGCUCAUCUGCUUCGUGGCGUACUUCGGUGUCUCCGCUGCCCUCACCCUCAUGAUGCCGUACUACCUGCUGGACAGCAACAGCCCUCUCCCUGUAGCGUUUAAAUACGUGGGCUGGGGAGGAGCCAAAUACGCUGUAGCUGUAGGCUCUCUGUGUGCUCUGUCGACCAGCCUGCUGGGUGCUAUGUUCCCUAUGCCCCGUGUGAUCUGGGCUAUGGCCGACGAUGGGCUGCUUUUCAAGUUCAUGGCCGAGAUCAGCCCCCGCACCAAAACCCCGUUAAUCGCAACCCUCACCUCGGGCAUAGGGGCAGCUAUCAUGGCCUUUCUGUUUGACCUGAAGGACCUGGUGGACCUGAUGUCCAUAGGGACGCUGCUGGCCUACACGUUAGUGGCGGCCUGUGUCUUGGUGCUCAGGUACCAGCCGGAGCAGCCUAGUAUGACGUAUGAGUUGGCCAGCACCCAGGAGGAGGUGGAGCAAAGUGACGGCAUCAGCAUUCCCAGUAUAGGCAUCCUGCCCGGUGUGGAGGAACGGUUCAGCGUCAAGACGAUGCUGUUCCCAGACAACCCAGAGCCAUCCGCCUUGUCGGGCUUCACCGUCAAUGUCUGCACCUCUGUCCUGGGAACGUUGAUCCUGGCGUUCAGUGUGCUGGCUGUGCAGGGAGGCUUCGCUGUGUGGAACAUCGUAGCCCUCACCUUCAUCUUUAUGGUGUGCCUCUCCAUCACCUUCAUCAUCAGGAGACAACCUGAGAGCAAGACCAAACUAUCUUUCAAGGUUCCAAUGCUGCCGUUCCUCCCGGUGAUCAGCAUGUUUGUGAACGUCUACCUGAUGAUGCAGCUGGACAGAGGCACUUGGAUACGGUUUUCAUUCUGGAUGGCCAUAGGUUUCGUGAUCUACUUCGGUUACGGCUACCGUAACAGCGCUGAGGCCGAGAUGGCCCGCUCGUCUCCAGACACGGAGAUGGUCGGCUUCAAGCUCAAUCACCAAUCGGAGGCCGCCUCGCAAGAGAAGGAGGCCUUCCUUCUGAACGGAAUCCUCGCCGGGGAGGAGCUUGAGGAUGAGGAGUUGUAGGAAGCAUCGGAACAUAUGUCAACCUGCCCUGACGCCCAGUCUGUCUGUGUAAGAGUAUUUUCUGAAAGGACAACUCCCAGCCCCUCACUGACGGUACUCUCAGUUGGGGAGAGUAAUGAUAAAAAUGACAGUUUGGCCUAAAAUUCACAGACGUGUAACGUUCCCCCUUCAACUGUCGGGUAGAGCGCAGGCGGCUGGUGAUAAAUGUAUCCUCCUAAAACAGAACAUUUAUGAACAUAACUUGUAUUAUUUCGGUUUGUGAGACUUGUUACUCCCUUGUGGUUGGCCCUGAGGUUUAGCUGCUGUCUGAAGCGGGUGGGUGGAGGGGUGGGGGGGGCUUCAUGCUGGAGACAGGACACAUGUUUCAGGGAGACUCAGAGAUACUGGGAAACCAGAAUAUCUCAUUGUCCUCAUGUUAGGGCUGCUUCUUCUUCGGAGAGUGCCUGGGUUACAUUUCUGGCAGCAGGACCACGUGCACAUGACAUUGCAGCUGUCGUCUUGUUGCCAGAGAGUUCUGCGGUGAUGGAUUGCAUUUAUCUGUUUGAGCACGACAGCUACUGCUCUGAAUCUACACGACUCUGGAACAUCUGAAACCACACGUCAGUAUUAAAUACAGAUUUGUACCAAUAACUGUUGAACCCGACACACUCUUAUGUAACUGGUGUAGAAGUGCUCCCAGCGGGGCAGCUUUCACAACACGCCCUGCAGCACACUCUGCUUGUCUGUGAUGUCAUUGCGCUCGUUCAGAGCAGCAGAACCGGGGCGGCAGGAAGCUGUAACUCACACUUCCCAUGUGUCCGACUUAAAGUCUGAAUGAUUGCGGUUGUACUUGCCGGCACUGGCAGCGUGUCGUGGUUAUACAGUGUGGUUUCAAAUCAGGCAAGAAGCAGUGGAGAACAUUAAAGUCAUGGGCGUCGCAGCACAUUUUGAUGCAGGAAUCGGUGUUGAAACUAAAUUUCCUAUGCAGAUACAGUGAGAGUAGGUGAUCCGGUCUUACGCCUCACAGGAAUAUUCUACAUUUUCAACAGAUAUCUGUUUCAAAUGCCCUUCACAGUGAUAGUUUUUUAAAUAGCCUCUUACUUGGUAAAUCUAUUACACUGAGUGAAAGUAUGGAAUCUGAUUUGUGAAUCCUGGUACAUGUUGAACAUCAGGUGCAGACAUUGGCGGUUGCUGAAUGCCAGUUGCUGCCAAGUCUCCCUAGAUCCCAGUGUGUCUUUCACAGUGCUGGCUGCUGUGUCUUUUAGCAUCUGUAGCCUAUAAAAAAAAAAAAAAAAAAACAGCCUGACUUUUCUUCUGAAAAUGUUUUAUUUGGACUAAUGUGUCUUUUUUAUUACCCGCUUUCUAAAAUAUUAUUUCCAGUGUUUUUCAGAUUAUGAAUCUGACUUGACUUCAUUUUUCAGUAAAAGCGUGUGAAGAAUCUGAUCAGGUAGAACUUAAUCACCCAUGUUCAGGUUUAUUGUCUAUUUUUUUGUUGCUGCUCUAUACAACUCAAGAUCUGUGAUCGGAUUUUAACAUGUAGUUCCCCUUUAAAAAACAAAAAAAAGAUGAAUCAAUCCCAUUAAACGCACAUAUAUUCAUCGAUUAACACAUUAUCAACAUAUCAGCAACGUGUCAACAUUGAUCUCAUUCGUUUCAACCUGUCAGUGCAUUUUGUCUUGUUUUUGGAAUCCUACACAAAGUUUUAAAUGUGAAAUCAUUUUAAUCAUGUGUAUAUAAAAUGUUGUGUAUAUUUCUUGCAGUAAAUUAUUUGUAUAUUAGGGAAAAGGAUUUUUUUUUGAUGACUUAUAGUCAUUUUUAUUGUCUUUGCAUGAUCAGUCUAACGAAAAGUGUUUAUGGUCAGAGUUGGUAAAAAAUAUUAAAUCACAGCCUUAACUUUCUUAGGAUCCGUGGCCUACAUGAGCAGUGACGCCUUUUUAAUGAAGCAGAGCGGUUAUCGUGUUUUUACCGCUUUCCUUUUUUUUUUCUGGAAUGUUUGUUAGACAGAUUAUACAAAAACUACUGGACGGAUUAUUACAUUGGAGUGUGAAUCUCUUUGGUGGAGCUGUCAAAGUGGAGCUGUCAAAGAAAUGAACUCUUCAUAGGACAACAGGACAACUAUUUACAACAACUCCAUCACUUCAUUUACACUCAACGGACAAUAACAGUUUAUAGUAUGUGUGCGUAUAUGACAGUUCCAGUUCAGAGGGAAUCAUGUGCUUCUUUGGUGAGCUUAUUCGUACAUGUCGUGCCAAACCUCAGUGUUUUUUACCCCUGACAGAAAUACUCAGUGUACGUACAUAUACUCUAUAAAUAGAUGAAGGGAAGGGGCUUCUUUCCGUCUCCUGUGAAGCUGCUUUAAAACUCUGACCUUAGCUCUCCCCUUUCGUACCGCAUGUCGGUGUCUGUGACCAGCUGCAUCCUGUUUUUUCAAGUGGUUGAAAUGAAAUCGUUUUCUCAGAAUUUUAAUUUUUUUUUAUGUCUUUUUAUUUUUUUUAGAUGUGUGUUGCCAUGUGUUUGAGAUCGUCGAAUUGUGAAAAAGAAAAUGUAAACCUUGCUGGAAUAGCACAAAAGCGGUUUGACUACUGGGGUCACAUCAGUGAAUUUAUCAUUGUUGUUUCUUGUUCUGUUCUUCAUCGUGUGUUCGGUUUUCCUUCUACACAUCAUGAUGGUGUCUUCCUUUGCUGCAUUAACGGCAACAUGGUCGACGAGACACAUACCUUGAUAUGACCUUGCCAGAUGUUUUAAAGACUGUUGAGCCUUUAGGUCAUUACACAGCGGCUUCCCCGGAAGAUCUUGAGAUGCACCUGAAAGCUGCAGAAAACAGAAGAAGUGGACUUUAGUUGAUACAGAGAAACUUAAAUAUCAAUAUCAAGUUUAGAUUUCCUAAAUGGUUAUUUUUCUUUGCUUGUCACAAUGUCUGUUUCUUUCUGUUACGGUUUGUAUGUUUCAUGCACAUCUCCCUGUAAAUAAAACGAGCCGAUAAAACAAAUCCA
Molecule: messenger RNA, 5216 nt
Organism: Platichthys flesus (European flounder)
Lineage: Eukaryota; Metazoa; Chordata; Actinopteri; Pleuronectiformes; Pleuronectidae
Gene: slc7a1a
Product: solute carrier family 7 member 1a
Exons: 13
Coding region: 283-2244 (653 amino acids)
Biological process (GO): transmembrane transport; amino acid transport
Cellular component (GO): plasma membrane
Molecular function (GO): amino acid transmembrane transporter activity
Source: RefSeq, a predicted model, not a curated record